Molecule: messenger RNA, 378 nt
Organism: Salpingoeca rosetta
Lineage: Eukaryota; Choanoflagellata; Craspedida; Salpingoecidae
Product: 60S ribosomal protein L22
Exons: 3
Coding region: 1-378 (125 amino acids)
Biological process (GO): cytoplasmic translation
Cellular component (GO): ribosome
Molecular function (GO): structural constituent of ribosome; RNA binding
Source: RefSeq, a predicted model, not a curated record
AUGCCUGCGCAAAAGGGUGCCAAGAAGAUCGCCACAAAGAAGUUCACCGUGGACUUCAGCAAGGUCGCCGAGGACAGCCUCGUGGAGGUGUCUGAGUUUGCUCGCUUCCUGCACGAGCGCAUCAAGGUCAACGGCAAGACCGGCCAGCUCGCCGGUAUCGUCAAGAUCACCAACACCGACAGCAAGGUCACCGUCGCCACCAAGCUGCCCAUGUCCAAGCGGUACAUCAAGUACUUGACGAAGAAGUUCCUGAAGAAGACCAAGGUCAACCAGGAGAUUAGCUUGCGCGAGUACCUGCGCGUCGUCGCCAGCAACCCCACCACAUACGAGGUCCGCUACUUCAACGUCGAGGGCGCCGAGGAGGAGGAGGAGGACUAA